Telopea speciosissima is the source of this 963-nucleotide messenger RNA. RefSeq names its product histone acetyltransferase TAP1. Gene Ontology annotation, cellular component: cytoplasm. The record is from RefSeq and is a predicted model, not a curated record. Gene Ontology annotation, molecular function: N-acetyltransferase activity. The coding region runs from base 34 to 756 and encodes 240 amino acids. The transcript is spliced from 8 exons. NCBI's taxonomy places the organism in Eukaryota, Viridiplantae, Streptophyta, Magnoliopsida, Proteales, Proteaceae.
UUGCUGGAGAAAUUUUUUCAAGUGCGGAAAAGAAUGCUAACUCACGCAGUGGUAGCACCUCCUUCCCUAUGCCCUGGUCAUUCUCAGCUAUCUAAUCAAUUGCUAUUUCCUUAUAAUCCUAAUUAUGGGCUCAUGAGAGCAAGAAGAAAACAAAAGGUUUCUCCAUUAAAGGCUGGCUUUUGGGAUUCUAUCAGAUCUGGAUUUUUGAAAAAUAAUGCAACACAAGUUAUUGAACCACCAUCAACACUCCCUGAAGAAGAAGAACCUUUGCCUCAGGAGAUUGUUCUACUUGAAAGGACUGAACCAGAUGGGACACUUGAACAAGUAAUCUUUUCUUCAGGUGGAGAUGUUGAUGUUUAUGAUCUCCAAGCCUUAUGUGACAAGGUUGGCUGGCCUCGGAGACCAUUAUCAAAAGUAGCUGCUGCUUUGAAAAAUAGCUACAUGGUUGCCACUUUGCAUUCCAUCAAAAAAUCACCAGAGAGAGAGGGGAAUGAUCAGAAGGAGCUAAUUGGUAUGGCUCGUGCUACAUCAGAUCAUGCUUUCAAUGCUACCAUAUGGGAUGUCCUUGUUGAUCCUCGCUAUCAGGGCCAGGGUCUUGGAAAGGCCCUUGUUGAGCAGCUAAUAAGAGCUCUACUGCAGAGGGAUAUUGGGAAUAUUACUUUGUUUGCAGACAGUCAAGUUGUUGAUUUCUAUAGGAACCUAGGGUUUGAAACUGACCCAGAAGGCAUUAAGGGCAUGUUCUGGUAUCCGAGAUAAUAGCUGCUUUCUAAUGGUUGCAAAAAUUUGGUAGUGCUUUGUCACAUUAGAUCAUGUUCCGUUUGUACGUCGUCAUGGGUUGUUAUCCAUUGCCAUGGAUUUGUACUUUCUGGGAAAUAUGUAUUUCAAUGUUAAUCAUGGAUUACAUCUCUUACCUUGAUGUAAUUAUAUAGGUUGUAACCAACAUGAUUAUUGAAUUUCAUCAUU